GUAAGUAAUCUGUGGCCAGUUGUCAACUGUGCGCGUGGUGUGUGACCGGUAAUUUUGUUAUUUAUUUUAUUAGAUAUCAAUUUAUAUUGACAAAAUGAAGGACGACAAGAAAGUAGACCUCCAAGCCCUCAAGGACAUGGCCAAUAAACUGAGAAUCGACAGUAUUGUGGCCACCAAUGCGUCGAAAUCCGGUCACCCGACGUCAUGCGCGUCGAUGGCGGAGAUAAUGUCGGUGCUGUUCUUCCACACCAUGCGCUACAAGAUCUCCGCGCCCCGCGACCCCUCCGCCGACCGCUUCAUACUAUCCAAGGGUCACGCAGCCCCCAUCCUAUAUGCGGCGUGGGCUGAAGCCGGGUUGUUUCCGGUGGACGAGCUGAACAAGCUACGUCGGGUUGACUCCGACCUGGAGGGCCACCCCACGCCGCGUCUGUCCUUUGUGGACGUGGGUACGGGCUCGCUCGGCCAGGGGCUCGCCGUGGCUGCGGGUAUGGCGUAUGUUGGGAAAUACUUCGACCAGGCGCCCUACAGGGUGUUCUGCCUAAUCGGCGACGGGGAGGCGGCCGAGGGCAGCGUGUGGGAGUCGCUGCACUUCGCCGGCCACUACCGCCUCGACAACCUCGUCGUCAUCCUGGACGUCAACCGCCUCGGCCAGUCCGAGCCCACCUCGCUGCAGCACCAGAUGGACGUGUACGCAGCUCGUCUGGAAUCCUUCGGUCUGAACACCAUAGUCGUGGACGGCCACGACGUCUCCGAGCUGGUGAAGGCCCUGGACACGGCAGCCGCCACCACCGGCAGACCAACCGCCAUCGUCGCCAAGACGUACAAGGGCCGGGGAUUCCCCAACAUCGAGGAUAAAGACAACUGGCACGGCAAAGCCCUGGGCGCUGAAGGCGAUAAGAUCAUUAAGCAUCUCCAAUCCCAGAUCAAGAACCCGUCCAUCAAGUUUACCCCGCGGCCCCCGCUGGCGGAGGCGCCGGCCGUCCACAUCCAGGACAUAACCAUGUCAGCCCCUCCGGCGUACAAGGCGGGUGACGCCGUCGCCACGCGCCUCGCGUACGGCACCGCGCUCAAGAAGAUCGCUGAUUCUAACCAGAGAGUAAUCGCUUUGGACGGUGACACCAAGAACUCUACCUUCAGUGACAAGUUGCGCAACGCCUACCCUGAAAGGUACGUGGAGUGUUUCAUCGCGGAGCAGAACCUGGUGGGCGUGGCCACAGGCAUGGCGUGCCGCCAGCGCUGCGUCGUCUUCGCGUCCACAUUCGCCGCGUUCUUCACGCGGACAUUCGACCAGAUCCGCAUGGGCGCGAUCAGUCAGUCUGACAUGAACCUGGUAGGGUCGCACUGUGGAGUCAGCAUCGGUGAAGACGGCCCCUCGCAGAUGGGGCUCGAAGACCUCGCUCUGUUCCGCGCCGUGCCCACCGCCACGGUCUUCUACCCGUCCGACGCGGUGUCGUGCGAGCGCGCGGUGGAGCUGGCGGCGAACACGCGCGGCAUCUGUUACAUCCGCACCUCGCGACCCAACACCGCCAUACUCUACCCCAACGACGCCCAGUUCAAGGUGGGUGAGGCGAAGUUGGUGCGGUCGUCCAACAACGACGGCGUGCUGCUUAUCGGCGCCGGCGUCACGCUGCACGAGGCUCUCGCCGCAGCUGACCAACUCGCCGCUAAAGGUGUACACGCGCGAGUGCUGGACCCGUUCACGAUCAAGCCGCUGGACGAAGCCGCGGUGAAGGAGCACGCGCGCGCCGCCGGCGGCAGAGUUGUUGUCGUGGAGGACCACUACCAGGCCGGUGGUCUCGGCGAAGCAGUUCUCUCGUCCUUGGCCCUAGAGAAGAACGUGUUGGUGAAGCAUCUGUGCGUGCGCGAGGUGCCGCGCUCCGGCCCGCCCGCCGUGCUGCUCGACCGCUACGGCAUCUCCGCGCCGCAUAUCGUGGCGGCUGCACAGGAGGUGCUAAAGCUGUAAAGCUGUUAGCUGUAUAACUGUUAGCUAUACAGCUGUCAGCCGUAUAGCUGUGGUUCCGCGCGCGAGCUCCGAGGAGUAUAGAUCGGAGUUGGUAUAGUUAAGGAAUUAUUGACCUCAAACAUUGAAGUAAUGAAAUUUCCUGGGAUUCGGGGAGUAAUGAAUACUAAUAAUGAAGUAAUAUUAUUCUAUGAUCUAUGAUAUAGCUAAUACACAGCUCCAUCCACUCCGAUCACUGCUUAUGAGCUAGCAGUGGUCUUUGUAUGUUGUUGUUUUUUUUUUAAAGAUCUAUUCCUUGGAGCUCGCGCGAGAAGUUAAUUAAGGAAAAAAUCCCAUAAACUAUAGUCUCCUCGCG
Aricia agestis (brown argus) is the source of this 2315-nucleotide messenger RNA. Its product is annotated as transketolase-like protein 2. The transcript has 13 exons. Gene Ontology annotation, molecular function: transketolase activity; thiamine pyrophosphate binding. NCBI's taxonomy places the organism in Eukaryota, Metazoa, Arthropoda, Insecta, Lepidoptera, Lycaenidae. The coding region runs from base 95 to 1963 and encodes 622 amino acids. The record is from RefSeq and is a predicted model, not a curated record.